ACUCAGCGGUAUUAAAAUGAGUAUGUUGACUUUCUGAACUGUCACUCGCCACCUGUAUUUUUAGAUCACUCCCCUCGGGCGUGUACUCGUCAACGCCAAAGCUCACCACACGGCGCAGGAAACGUUUACACACAACCAACGACCCACACGUGAACUUCAGAACUCUUUGCCCUCAACAGUCGCUAGCUAAGCUAAGUUAGCUUCACACUAGGUCACAGAAAAAGGUGGAAAGACAGCUCAUUAAAGUCAGCUAGACAACAAACAAGACUGACCUGUGAUCACCAUCACCACGAAAAUACCACUAGCUAGCUAGCUGACUGUAUUUUUACAGACAGUUCCUUCCAAAUAUCAGUGACCUUGUGUGAACCCACUGCCAUGUCUGCCGCCGUCGUCAUGGACCCCCCCGCCGGAGUCGGGCUCCUCCAGUCCUACGGCACCGAGGACCGCUCCGCCUCCCUGGAGGACAUCACCGCCUCAGAGUCCGCCGCCAAUAGUGAGUCGUCAGAAGAGGAGCGGGAGGAGGAAGUGAGGGCCAUUCCCGCUGACCCCGCCCCCAUCACCAGCGCGAGCCCCGCCCCCAUCGCCAGCGAGACCCCCGCCAGCGCAGGAGACACGCGGACGCAGCCAGGCACUGUUCCCCGGCCGGCCUCCCUGUCCCUGGCCUCCUCAGACGAGCUCAAGCUGUGGACCUCCAGGCGCGACGGGGAGGUGAAGCUACGGGUGUCCGAAUCGGGCCCUGCCUCCGAGCCCCCCAUCACCGUGCACCAGAUGUUCACCUCCACGGUGGAGCGGUACGGGGCGUACCCCGCGCUGGGCUGGAAGGAGGGGGACCAGUGGAAGACGCUCAACUACAAGGACUACUACCAGCAGUGCAGGACAGCUGCCAAGGGCUUCCUCAAGCUGGGUCUGGAGCGGUAUCACGGCGUGGGAAUCCUGGGCUUCAACUCCGCCGAGUGGUUCAUCGCCGACAUCGCCGCCAUCCUGGCUGGCGGGUUCGCGGUGGGCAUCUACACCACCAACUCCGCGGAGGCCUGCCAGUACGUGGCGGAAAACUGCCAGGCCAACAUCCUGGUGGUGGAGAACCACAAGCAGCUGCAGAAGAUCCUACAGGUCCAAGACAAGCUGCCUCACUUGAAAGCCAUAAUCCAGUACAAAGAUGAACUGAAAGAAAAGAGACCGAACCUGUUCACGUGGGCGGAGUUUAUGGAGCUGGGUCAGGAGGUUUCUGAUUCCCAGCUGGAUGACAUCAUCUCCAGCCAAAAGCCCAACCAGUGCUGCACCCUGAUCUACACCUCCGGCACCACCGGCCAACCCAAGGGCGUGAUGCUCAGCCAUGACAACUUGACCUGGACGGCCUUCGGAGCCGGACGCCACGUGCGCCUGACGGAGGCCAGCGUGUUGCAGGAGGUGGUGGUGAGCUACCUGCCGCUCAGCCACAUCGCCGCGCAGAUGAUCGACAUCUGGCUCAUCAUGAAGGUCGGGGGCGUGUCCUACUUCGCACAGCCGGACGCGCUGAAGGGCUCUCUGGCGAACACGCUGAGGGAGAUCCGGCCCACGGCCUUCAUGGGCGUGCCGCGGGUGUGGGAGAAGAUGCAGGAGAAGAUGAAGUCCGUCGGGGCCAAAUCCUCCGCCGUGCGCCGCAAGGUGGCGGCCUGGGCCAAGGACGUGGGCCUCAGCACCAACCUCAGCCGGAUGCAGCGGAACGGGGAGACCACAGACAGGGAGCCCCUGAACUACCGGCUGGCGAGGAAGCUGGUGUUCCGCAAGGUGCGCAAGGCGCUGGGCCUGGACCGCUGCUCCAAGUGCUACACGGGCGCCGCCCCCAUCACCAAGGAUACGCUGGAGUUCUUCCUCAGCCUGGACGUCCCCGUCUACGAGCUCUACGGCAUGAGCGAGAGCACCGGCCCCCACACCGUGUCCCUGCCCGACGCCUUCCGCCUCACCAGCUGUGGGAAGGUGAUCCCUGGUUGUGAGACGAAGAUCUUCCGUCCGGACGAGGAGGGGAACGGGGAGAUCUGCUUCUGGGGCCGCCACGUCUUCAUGGGGUACCUCAACUCGGCCGACAAGACGGAGGAGGCGCUGGACUCCGACGGCUGGCUGCACUCCGGCGACCUGGGCAAGCACGACGAGCAGGACUUCCUGUUCAUCACCGGGCGCAUCAAGGAGCUGAUCAUCACCGCCGGAGGAGAGAACAUCCCACCAGUGCCCAUCGAGGACGAGGUGAAGGCGGCCGUGCCGCUGAUCAGUAACGCCAUGCUCAUCGGGGACAAGAGGAAGUUCCUCACCAUGCUGCUCACCAUCAAGUCCCAGGUGAACGAGGACUCGGGUGCCCCGGAGGACGAGCUGACGGAGGAGGCGGUGGCGCUGUGCCAGCGGCUGGGCAGCAGUGCCACGCGCGUUUCGGAGAUCGCCGGCGGACGGGACCGCGCCGUCCACGCCGCCAUCCAGGAGGGCAUCAACCGCGUCAACGAGCACGCCACCUCCAACGCCCAGCGCAUUCAGAAGUGGACCGUGCUGGACAGAGACUUCUCCAUCCUCGGAGGGGAGCUGGGCCCCACGAUGAAGCUGAAGAGGCCAGUGGUGAUGAAGAUGUACAAAGAGCAGAUUGAGAAUUUCUACAAAGAAGUGGCGACCCCCACCACCCCUGACAACCCCCUGCCCCCCAAAUAAGAUUCUGACAAUAGCAUCUCCGCCCCCUUUCAGAAGAGAGGGGCAAAGAGCAAGCAUCGCAGUGAAGAAGGACACACACACACACACACAAACACGCUCAUAUGCACACACACACGUACCUCACACACAUAUGCACACACACACCUCACACACACACACAAACACGCUCAUAUGCACACACACACAUAUGCACACACACACCUCACACACACACACACACACACACACACACACACACAAAUAUACCCACACACACACACACAGGUAUACACACACACCUCACACACUCACACACACACAAACACAAGCACACACACGCAUGCAUGCCCACACACAAAAACACGUACACACACAGGCAAGGCUACUUUGUUCGAACAACUCACCACAAUCUUUGUGCAGUUCCCGUUUCAAGUUUAACUAUUUCCCUGGGAUCUUUCUGCUAAAUUGUAAAUCGAUUAUUUUUUAUUUUUGUUUACACUUGCUGGCGUCAUAAAAACAGUUAGUAAGCGCAUCCAUGGAAUAAGUAAAUCAUCUGUUUGUAAAGACACUGCUAUAAGCUAACUAUUAUUGUGAUGAAGUACAAUAACAUCUAAUGGGGCAUUGUAACUGUGCCGUGUUUUUUUCACGUGAGUGCUUUAAAAUACGAAAAUACAGCUCAAGGGUUGAUCUUAAAUAAUGGUAUUGGAGGACCUAAGUAGAGUAAUUGUUUUGUUUGUUUAUUGUUAUUAUUUUUGUGACAUUUAUUUAUUUUUCAUUUGCCAAAGUUUGAGUGUCCCCAAAGUAUGUUGUGCACUCGGAGUGAAGAUUCACCUCAGAAAACUAAAGAUUUUAAACCAGCAAAGAUUUUAAAACAAAUGUGGCUUUGACAGAAUGAUUUUUGUCAAAGUGGAAUACAGAGGACGAACAGGUCAGGAGUCAUUCUACAGGGAAAAAUGUAAAACAUAUCAUUGUGUUAUUUAUUGAUGUGGGACGUUAGCUUUGUUUUGUGUUGGUCUGGUUUCAGUGUAGCGUGUUACCUGGAUGAAAGCUGGGAAAAAAAAGCCUGUGUAACUCAUCCGAACGUUGCCGUGUGCAAUGUAGAGCUGCCCUUUUGCACUGUGAAGCCCUUGGGCUUCUGGGAAAUGAAGUUUUAUCUGAAGACUGACACUUGCACUCUAUUGGAAGGAGCAUGAGCAGAUCUGCUUUCUGGUCCAUUAGCACUGAAACCACACCCCCAGAUAUUCAAGCCAUAAUACUUCAGUUUCAUGCGUUUUGCGAACAAUGAAUUCUGUGUAUUUAGUUUUUUUUUGUGUCUGUUAUGAUUUGGCUGUCAUCUUAAUGUUUUGAAAAGUUAAUUUUGGGUGUAAAAUUGCUGGGGAACCCAUUUUUUUGUGUGUGACGUUGUAAAUAUAUUUUAUAUACAGUUCCUCUCUGUGGUCUUAUUUUGACCCCAUUGUGUAGCAUCCGGUGUUUGUGAAGUGUAAGGUUCUCGAGUGUUUGUGGGUCUGAGAGACUCAGCGCUAAACGCCGCCUUGACCUUAAAUGGCUGUUUCUGCAUGAAAUGUCCAGCGCGUUACACACAAAGACAGAGCCCUCUGCUUCUCUCUGUUCAAUUUUACCCGUAAAUUAUAUUAUCGGUGGAUGACUUUGACGAUAUGGGAAAUGUAAUUUAUGGAGUUUAAAUUAUCUCCGGUUUUUGUAUGUAUUUGACAGUGCGUAAAAGACGACGUUCUGCUGUAAGUUUAUUAAGAACCUAGAGUGGAAGGCAGUGCACCUGGGGACGUAAAACCUAAUCUAUCUUGCACUGAUUUUCCUCUCAAAUUACCUGAGAGGAGAUGAGCCGAAUGUUUAUAUCGUUGUCUUCGUGCUUUUACAUUUACCUGCGUUUUUUGGUGGUAUUCUGUGUGAGGAUAUUGAUCUAGUUUUUUCAUGGUUUGAUAUGUAGCACCGGUUUAUAAACGGGAAGCUUCAGGGGUUUCAACCUUCCAAUAUUUCUGACGGAAUGCAUGGCCUUGGUUUUAUUUUGAAGUUGAUUUGGAAUCCCCCACCCCACCCCACCCUACCCUCAACUUGCUUUCAGGGUUUAAAUUCAGGGGGAUAGUAGCAUUUUGACCAUGGGUAGGCUAUAUGACAAAAUACUUGAAUUAAACAAAAAAAAAAUUUUUUUUUUAAACCUGCCGUAGAUUAUUAUGCUGUCCAAAGAAUCCAUUGGCAUGUCACAUUAUGUAGCCUGUUAAAUCUUUCGUCCUACAGACCUAUAUACAUCUCUCACAUGGAAAUGACCAAAUAUAGUUAUGGGAGAACAAUUCUUCGUGCAACCUAAAAUGGGCGGCAUUACCAAGUGCUACGAGCGAAUAACUGAUAUCAGCCAACAAUUCGGUCCCGCUGUGGAACGUUUUGAUUGGCUCAAAGAAGUCAGUGAUUGACAGUUUAUUGUUGCUUCAUCCAUUGUUGCGUUCGCGAAAGCUGACUCUCCCGGUGUUACGGAAUGUGCUUUCAGCGAGCAUUUCUACGUACAGUACAGGGCAGAUUAACUGUGGCGUGAGUACGAGACAGUCUGGUAUCCGAGCAGGAAAGGUUUUUAGGAGGAGAAACUAGAAUUAUUUUUUCCCCCAGUGUCCAGCCUGUGGCAUGAGGGAAUCGCAAUUGGCAUGCAGCGUUUUACGCAAGCCUUGAAAUGUACGAAUUAACAAACUCCUUUUUCUUUUUUUUAAGGAGAAAUGAUGGUGAAACCAUGUCAUGUUCUUUUUUUCCUGCCAUCUCUUGGAAAGUUUGCGGCAGGUGGUGUUGAAACGGAAAUAUUUCAAUUUCAGCCGUUGCGAAAAACUGCUUUGAAACAACGAAACCGCCGUGGCCUCGCGGGUGACCAUUUUCAAAUCCGUUCGUUUGAGGCGGCCAUCGUAAUUCGGCCUCGCGGCAACUCAAUACAGUAACGUAGGCUGAUUGUGCUCGGCACUGCCACGUGUUGGUAGUCUUGUUUUUUCCCCCAUUUGCAAUAUGUGAUCUUGUUUACAUAUCGAGUUCUAAAGAAAUGUGACCUGGAUCAGUGUUCCCCAAACAUGUCCCCUGCUGCAGGUGGAACACAUCAAAUACCUGGAUUCGGCUGGGGGAACCAGAGGACAGGUGUGGGAACCACUGACCUCAAUGGGUUGAAGGCACACCUGAACUUGAGAGCAAUGCUGGUUUUACCUGACUCUGAACCUUUUGAGUUUUGAAGACUUUUGUCACUAUGUUUAGUGAGAGAGGUUUUCUCAUGCAUCACCCUCUUUGUCUAUAAUUAAUGUGCAGGCCUGUUUCAAAAGGGUAAGGAGAAGGGAGAUGAUUGUGUCUAUCUAUGGUGUGUGCUCAAAUGAGAAAAUAAAUGCAUAUUACCCAACUGA
Messenger RNA from Anguilla rostrata (American eel), 6029 nucleotides. RefSeq names its product acyl-CoA synthetase bubblegum family member 2 (gene acsbg2). Bases 376 to 2670 code for a protein of 764 amino acids. The transcript has 15 exons. The record is from RefSeq and is a predicted model, not a curated record. Gene Ontology annotation, cellular component: membrane; endoplasmic reticulum. NCBI's taxonomy places the organism in Eukaryota, Metazoa, Chordata, Actinopteri, Anguilliformes, Anguillidae. Gene Ontology annotation, molecular function: long-chain fatty acid-CoA ligase activity.